Molecule: messenger RNA, 825 nt
Organism: Brassica napus (rape)
Lineage: Eukaryota; Viridiplantae; Streptophyta; Magnoliopsida; Brassicales; Brassicaceae
Product: mitotic apparatus protein p62-like
Exons: 3
Coding region: 1-825 (274 amino acids)
Source: RefSeq, a predicted model, not a curated record
AUGGUGGUCGAAACGCGACGGGGUAAGAGGAAGGAGAAUCCAACGGAGGAAGAGGCUCCGAGAGUGAAGUUUGCAAAGACGGGGUCCGGAGAAAAUGUGGAGAAGACGACGACGGAGGAGAGUGAAACGAGGGCGGUGGAGAUUGUUGAAUCGACGGCAAAGACGACGGAUGAAUCGACGGCAAAGACGACGGAUGAAUCGACGGCAAAGACGAAGACGACGGAUGUCUCGACGGAGAAGACAAGAAAGGACUCGACGGAGAAUACGGCGGAGAUAACGGAGCCGAGUAAUGUUGCUGCAGAAGCUGCUCCGACGACACUGAACAAAGGUCCUGGAGAUGAAGAGAAUGAGGAAACCGCUUCUGGAGAUGAAGAGAAUGAGGAAACCGCUUCCGGAGAUGAAGAGAAUGAGGAAACCGCUUCUGGAGAUGAAGUGAAUGAGAAAACCGCUUAUGGAGAUGAAGAGAAUGAGAAAACCGCUUCUGGAGAUGGAGAGAAUGAGGAUUCUGAAGAAGAACCUCCAGAUGGAGAGAACGAAGUGAAUGCACAUUCGGAAGAAGAACAAGCAAAUGUAGAAGGAGAAGAUGAAGCAAACGAGAAUGGGAAUCCACUUGAACCUCAGGAUUUGGAUGGAAAUGAGGCACCCGAGGCAAUCAAACCAACCAGAAUGUUCUUCAAUCCAUCUGAGUACAAGAAAAAAAUAAAGCUAGGGACGAGGUGCAUGAUAGCUAGCACGAUUAAGACGCUAAGCAAUCUGAAACCGAAGCUGUCUAACGCGGAGUGGAACUGGUUCACAGAGUAUCACUACAAGAAAAAUGGGCUUUAA